UUCGCGCGACGAAGUUUGGCGCUAAAAAGCGCUGAGUUGUUCUCCUUGUUGAAUGGAGAUAUAGACUAGAGGAGCUUGCCUGGUCCGGACUCUUUCACACACACACACACAAAAAAAGACCGGAAGCUGGACUUUGUGCGCCGUCGGUCGUCUUUUUUGUGCAAGUUGUGUACACUUUAAGCCAUGUUUUUAUCACUUUAGGGCGAGUUUUUUGUACACUUUUUUUUUGUUGCACUGCUUGUUCUAACUGACGUCACCAUUUGGUGUUUUGUUGCAUGUUUUACUCAUGCAUUUAGUUCUUUCACGCCUCUAGAGCCGUUUUAGCCUUGAAAUCCAACACGAUUGUUGACGGAGCUACAAUGAUGCGGCUGCCCAGAGGCGUCUCCCCGGCGUCCAGCCAGCCCAAGAUGAAGGUUCUCGCUAGCUUCCCUGCUAAAGCGGACUUCUUCAACACCGGCCUGUCCAGUCCGCCCUUGAGCACGGUACCGAUGGGCUACUUCAGCCAGAUCUGCUCCAACACCGCCAUGGUGGAACAAAGAGCGCACAGCCUCUACUUAACCCCCCACGGACCCGAAGCUAAGCCGGUCAGAUCAACCACCGGACGGCUACCGGCUAAAAGGAAGCUGGAUCUUGAAGAUCCAAUUUUCCUCCCUGAGUUCCGCACCCCUAAAGGCAAAGGCAUCAUUGCAGCAAGUCCAAGAACUCCAAAGUCGCCAGGCGAGCGGACAAGAUACGACACCUCGCUGGGCCUGCUGACUAAAAAAUUUGUGGGCCUCAUUGCCGAGUCUCCAGACGGAGUUUUGGACCUGAACUGGGCCACCGAUGUCCUGGAGGUUCAAAAAAGAAGAAUUUAUGACAUCACCAACGUCCUGGAGGGAGUUCAACUCAUCCGGAAAAAGUCGAAGAACAACAUCCAGUGGUUGGUGGGAGAUGUGUUCGAAGGCGGUGCCAGCGGAGGAGAGAAGGCUCGAGCUUUGAGGAAAGAGCUGGGAGACCUGGAAAGAGCGGAGCAAUCCCUGGACGAGCUCAUCCACUCCAGCACCGCACAUCUCAAACAGCUCACUGAGCACAAAGACAAUCAGAAAUUGGGCUAUGUGACGUAUCAAGACAUCAGGUCCAUCGCCAGCCUCAGAGACCAGACUGUUGUCGCCGUCAAGGCUCCCUCCGAGACAAAGCUGGAGGUGCCAGACACGGCCGAGGGGUCAUUACAAAUCUAUCUAAAGAGCAAGAAUGGCCCCAUAGAGGUGUACCUGUGUCCGGAGGAGGGCCUUGAAGACGCCAGUCCUGUCAAGAGCUCGGUCACACCCGAAAAGCCGUUGACGACGCCAGUGCAGCCCUUAGACCUCUGCAUCAAAGAAGAACCUGUCGAAGAAAAUUGCUCAACACCAGCCCCAGCUUCUUCUUCUUCCUCUUCCUCCACCACCACCGCGGCGUCCGGUUCUUCUCUGCUGGAUGUGGAGGGUCUUCUUGGUCUGCCCCCCAGCCUGCUCCAGAUCACCGAAGACCAGCUGCCCGGCACGUCCUUUACGGCCGACCCCAACACCCCCUUUGUUAGCUUCUCCCCGCAUUUGGACCACAGCUACCUGUGGAGCCUGGAGGACGGCGAGGGAGUGUCCGACUUCUUCGACACGUACGACCUCAACGAUCUCUUGUAAGAGCUGAUGGGACAUUUAGGAAGUACACACUAUGAUGCUCGUUUUUAAUGCCGCUGUGAGUUGUUUUACCCCCACAUCUUCAUCGUAGAAUUUGGCUGCAAAUCCCCCUAGGAAAAAAAUCAACUGGUCGUAGGAGUGAUGACAUAGGGCAGACCGUGUUUAUAGUGUGUUGAACUCAGGAAUUAUGUCUUGCCCUUGCCCCAGCGUUGGCCAAUAGGGGGCAGCAUUCUACUGGCAGCUUUAAAAGCCAUGGCCGUGCAGCUUUUACAGGUUUAAACCAAUCACUGGAAGGAAGUAAACUCCAAGCCAUACUAGCACUGAGCACACAACACGUGCCACCUGCGGUAGUUUAUUAACCACGUGAAGUUAUUUCAACCGAAAGGUGCAUCAGUCUGUUGUCAUUUCGACCAGCGUUCAGGACCAUGCGAGUCCUCGCCGAACAAGCCGUGACCCGGCGAAGGAUCACUUAUCGUUUGGAAUCCUUGAUUUCAAAUCACAGUGGUAGUUUAAUAAUUGCUUUAAAUGAUUUAGUAAUGCACAAUUACUAUUGUAUUGUAUUUCUGAAAUUGUCGUGUUAUGUUUGCUUGUUUGUUUGUUUGCCCCCCUUUGCCACAUGUGGGGUUAGUUCAACUUUUAAAAAGAAAACAUUUGAGCUGUUCAGAGUUAUCCCGAGACGUUUUCACACCUGGGAAACGGAAAGUUGAUGACGUGAUUGAUAUUCAAUGGGCUUUUUUUUACCCCCUUCUCAGCUGUUGGAGAUAAGCUAACAGUCCUGUCCUAACAUAAAAACUUGAAAGUUUGGGUGUGAAUUUGACAGCAUGAGUUUAUAGAUUUUAUAGGUGUGUGUGUGAGUGUGUGUUUUACUGUUUUACUUUUUUGUUAUUUAGAUUUGGAAAUGUGAAUUCAUAUAGUCAUUUGAGUAAGCAUUGUUUGGUUUUUCUUUUGGUGUUUGUACAUAAGUGAUUUUGUAUUUAUAUUAUUUUUGCUGAUUU
This is a messenger RNA of Entelurus aequoreus (snake pipefish), 2647 nucleotides long. RefSeq names its product E2F transcription factor 2 (gene e2f2). Gene Ontology annotation, molecular function: protein dimerization activity; DNA-binding transcription factor activity, RNA polymerase II-specific; RNA polymerase II cis-regulatory region sequence-specific DNA binding. The record is from RefSeq and is a predicted model, not a curated record. NCBI's taxonomy places the organism in Eukaryota, Metazoa, Chordata, Actinopteri, Syngnathiformes, Syngnathidae. The coding region runs from base 360 to 1655 and encodes 431 amino acids. Gene Ontology annotation, cellular component: RNA polymerase II transcription regulator complex. The transcript is spliced from 7 exons. Gene Ontology annotation, biological process: regulation of transcription by RNA polymerase II.